This is a messenger RNA of Gasterosteus aculeatus aculeatus (three-spined stickleback), 12938 nucleotides long. RefSeq names its product A kinase (PRKA) anchor protein 9 (gene akap9). Gene Ontology annotation, biological process: signal transduction. The record is from RefSeq and is a predicted model, not a curated record. Gene Ontology annotation, molecular function: molecular adaptor activity. NCBI's taxonomy places the organism in Eukaryota, Metazoa, Chordata, Actinopteri, Perciformes, Gasterosteidae.
CUCAUGUUUACGUGGAAAACAUGGCGGCGGAAUACCAACAACGAGACUGCACUUAUUAAACGCGACUCGUAGCGAGUAGAAGACGCAUAUACAACCGUUAGUUUUGAGAUUUUCCUGGCCGAUAUUUGCAUGAAGCAGCUUCCCUCUUGUUUCAGCCACAGGAACCCCGGCGAUGGACGAGGAGAGGCAAAAGAAGCUGGAGGCCGGCAAAGCAAAGUUGGCUGAGUAUCGCCAGAGAAAAGCUCACGCGGACUCCCAGAAGAAACAGAAAAAGAAGAAAAAAAAGAAGCCCGGAGAGGACUCUGAGGGGGAUCCACAGGGAGCGGUGGAGGUCGAGGACGAGGUCUCAGGUGGAGGACAAUAUGGAUCACAAGAAGGAAAUAAAGAUCCACCCACCACGGAGUUCACCUUUGCCAGGACACUGCGGAGCGGAGACACCAUCAAACAUGACCAGACGUACACCAUAGAGCCGGAGAGUGAAAUGUCCACGACUGCUGAAGAUUAUUCGUCAGAGGUGAAUGGGUGCCAUGAUGAGAUGACAGAGAACGUAAUGAUGCCUUCAAAGGAUUUGAUCUGGGAGGAGGUGGAGUCCCUGCAACAGGUGACCAAAGGAGGAAGGAUGGAGGACGCUCUAGCCGCCAAGACCCAGGCAGUGGAGGAGCUGAGUCGAGAGCUUGAAGAAAUCCGAGCUGUCUUUGGCACAGAGGGAGUCCACCAGCUGCAGGACUUUGAGGCUGCUCUGAAGCAGCGAGAUGGCAUCAUCACCCAGCUCACGACUAAUCUUCAGCAGGCUCGUGAUGAGAAAGACGAAAUCAUGAAAGAAUUCCUGGAACUUACAGAGCAAAGCCAAAACCUGCAUAUUCAGUUCCAGCAGCUCCAGGCGGGCGAGACGCUGAGGAACACCAGCCACAGCAGCGCAGCCGCUGAUCUUCUGCAGGCCAGGCAGCAGCUCCUGCAGUACCAGCCGCAGCUAGAGGAGCUCCAGCUCCAGCUCAGCCAGAUGGAAGUGUCACUACGCCGGUCAGAAGAAUCGUUCGCACAGAGGAUUAACGAAAAGGACCUGCUAAUUGGUGAACAAGAAAAACGUAUUUCGAGCCAGAAGCAGUUGUUGGCAGAGUUGAGGACGGCGGAGCAGUCUUUUGCACAAACGCUGAAAGAUAAAAAUCACUUCAUUUCGGAGCAAACCGCAAUAAUCACAGAGCACGAGCUGUCGCUCACGCUGCUCAGAGAGGAACUUGCUCAUGUGGGGCGGACUACUGACGAGAAUAUUAUAAACCCAUCAGAUGAGAAAGACUUGAUUAUAGCGGAGCAAGAGAGAGUCAUUUCAGAACGUGACUGCUCUCUCACCCAGCUGGAGGAUGAGCUGGAGUCUUCUGAAAGACGCUUGCGUGACCUCCAACGGCAAAUGGCUGCAAAGGACUCAGAGCUUGAAAGCUGCAUGGAGGAUUUGGAGAGUAAAAGGUCUGAUUUGGAAAGCCGUAAAGGUGAAAUAGAGAGCUUUACGUUGGCAUUGGAGGAAGCGCGAGCGGAGUUAGAAAGCUGUAAGGGGGAACUUUCCGCCUCCCGACACAAAGAGCGAAUGUCCUCCAACGAAAUCAUGCAGCUCAUGGGUACCGUGGAGGACCUGCAGAAGCGUUGCCACCAGGGCAGCCUGUCCGAGGGUGACACCAUCCAGCAGAUGCAGGGAGAGACUUUGAGGAGGCUCGAACUUCUCAGGGCAGAGCUGGAUGAGAUGUACGGCCAGCAAAUAGUCCAGAUGAAACGGGAGGUUAAUUUGCAGCACGCAGCGAAAGUGGAGCAGAUGACCGAGCAACAUCGCGCAGAGCUUGAGCUUCUGAAGGCACAGCAACUGUCUCAAAGCUCCACGGUUUGUGUUGAGGUGGACACACUCAAUGCAAAGAUCAGGGAACUUCAAGAGACAUUAGAGCAGUCCCAAGCAAUGCAGCAUAGAGCCAGACAGGAGCUUAGCCAACUUGCCCAAGAGAAGGUUGACCUGCAGGCCAAGGUUGAGGAUCUCCUCGAAGAUCUCCGUUCCGCUAAAGAGAAAGUGGAGCAGGUCUCCCACAGCCUCGUCUCCCAGGAAAGCCAACAGGUUGAACUGAGGCGCCUCCAAGAGGCCACUGACAAUCUAAAGAGCGAGCUCGCUGCCGCUCAGAAGGCGGCACAAGAAGCGGAGGUGCAACACGACUCCGAAACCACCAACUACAAGAUCAAGCUGGAGAUGCUGGAGAGGGAGAAAGAUGCCGUGCUCGACCGCAUGGCGCAGUCUCAGGAAGCAGAGCUGGACCGACUGAGGACUCUGCUUCUGUUCAGUCAUGAGGAAGAGCUCACUCUUCUUAGGGAAGACCUGCAAAGGGAGAACUUCCUCAACACAGAGAACCUCCUGAAUGAAGCCGCUAUCAAACACGAGAAGGCGUCGGCGACGCUGCGCAGCGCUUAUGAGGAUGAGCUGCAUUUGUUACGAAGAGAAAAAGCCGAGUUUGCCACCGAGCGAGAUGAGCUUUUUCACCAAAUCGUUGGACUCAAGGAAGAUCUGAAGCUGGCUUUGCACAGCUCCAAAGCAGAUGAGCUUGUCCAGCAGCUUCAGGAGCUCCAGGUAGAGCUCGAUGAACUGCGAAAGGGAGGAGGAGAACGAGCUCGAAUGGAAAGGGAAAUUCAGUCAUUGCAUAAAAAUGCAGAGAUGCUUGACAGCCAGACUAAAGAGAGAGAACUAUGUUGGGAGAGCAAACGGAAACAGCACCAAUUGGAAAAAGAGGCAUUGAUAGAAUCUAAUAAGGCUUUGAAAGAAGAGUUGAACUCAAAAGUCCUGAAAAUUGAGUCACUCGUUGCAGAGAACAAUAAAAUACAGCAACGAGUAGUCAGGCUCGGUGAGGAAAUUGAAACGCAGAGGAGCACUUUCUCCUUCGCCGAGAAGAAUUUUGAGGUAAACUACCAAGAGCUGAAGGAAGAGUACAAAUGUCUUAUUGAAGCAAAGACGCAGUUAGAGGAAAGGACACUGAAGGAGACACUUGAGUUUGAGGCGAAGAUUGCCAGUCUUCAGUCACAGGUUCGGGCGCUGGAGGAGAGCGGCGGAGAUCUCAAAAUGGAGGAUGUGAGUACAGACGGACGGGAACAAGCCGUGAUCGAAAAAGAUACCACCGAGCUAAUGGAGAAGCUGAAUGUCUCGUUGAGCGAGAACGAACGCCUGGCUGAGAGGCUCUCCGAGGCUACAGACCGCCUGAUGUUUACUGAGAGCAAAGUUGGGCGGCUGGAAGAAGAGCUGGCGAGAGCGAGACAAGCCAACGUGGAGGUUGCCCCGCAAAGUCAAAGCCCUGGGAAAGAACUCCAGGAGGAGCAAGACACUAUCAGGGAGCAGACAUUUGGGGAGGACGCCCAGAGAAAAGCCAAGUCCCAGCCAGAAGAGCGAGCCGGUGAACCGGUUUGCCCCUCUGACGACCAUCACCUUCAGAUUCAAGCCCUGCAGGAGGAGAUAAAGGCUCUUCGGUCCCUCCUAUGGGCAGCCGAGCCCGAGAGAGACGCCACCCGGCAGACCUCGGAGCUCCACGGACCUCGGCAGACUCCGUCCGCCGCGGCCGCGGGGGAGGAGGAACCUGUUGAUGGACGAUCACCCCCCCACAAGCCCACAGACCCAGGGUCAAGUAGGAACAGGAGACGGCGGAGGUCAAAGCAGGAGCGCAAACUGGGCAGCGCCUUUUCAGACUGCAGAGAGGAAAAACAAAGGGAGGAGGCAGUGGGGGAGGAAGAGAGCGCAACAAGUGCUGCAGAACCGGAGAUGCAGCCGCAGAUGGAGAGGCAGGUUAUGUCAUGUUCGCAGGAGAGGGCCAGCGAGGAGGACUCCACUGACGGACACCAGGGGGACAGAGACUUAGUCCACGGACAGGUGAGCAGCCAUGGGACGGACCACAGCGCCGAGCCCGUUGUGUGCCAGGGAGCUGGAGGAGAGACCUCUGAGCAUGGUGAGUGCAGGUUGCAGUUCGAGGCCCAACGCAUCAGCCUGUCUCAGAUGCACGCCGCCCAACUUGAGCUGCUGCAGGAGGGUUCGGACGCCCGCGCUCACAUCCUGGAGCUGAAGCUGCAGAGCUGGAAAGAUCGCGGUGAGCAAGAUGAUCCAAAAACUUUCAAACGCCACAACUUGUUAAAAGCUGUCUCAGAAGAAUGCAACGAGAUCAUCCAGUCUUUUCAAAGGAUGUUUGGUAAACAGUUUUUGGAGAGUGUUGGUGCAGAGGACCAGCCGCCCCCUUCAGUAGAAAGACCCGACACUAGUGAAUCCAGCUCCAUCAUCCUGGAGGCCAGAGAGCUCUGCAGAGAUCUUCAGCAGGCGAGGGAGAGGAUUGAAAAGGAACAUUAUCGACUGACGCUGCUCCAGACCCAGCUGAGAGCUGAUGGGAACAAGAUGACGCAGCUGCAGUCGGCAUAUGACGAUCUGAAGAGCAGCAGUGAGAAGCAGAACUCUGACCUCCAAGUUUCUAGCUCAAGUCCCUCUACAAGUAAAGAUCCAACGAUCUCCCUCCCCGAGGAAUUUCAGCGGCUUAAGGUGGAGGAGCAGGAGAAGCAGCUCCAGCUGGAAGAGAGUCACAGACAAGAGAUGGAGCGUCUCCGAGCUCACUACCAGCAGCAGGCCACUGAGAGCGAGGAGCGCUACGCCACCGAGCUCUUCAUGCUGCAGCAGCGGCUGCAGGAGUUGGCAGGCGCUCAGACCCAUGACAGGGCUCCAGAGUCCAGCUCUGAGGGGAUGGAGGAGUACGGAGAGGAACUAAAGGCGCUGGGUGAGGAGGAGCUGUCAGAGGGAGGGGUGGAGGUGCGCUGGCCCGUCAGGUCCGAGGGUCUGACGGCACAGCUGCAGGCACUGAGGAAGGCCCUCUUCCACAAGUAUGUCCAGGAAGUAGCUGUUCUCAAAGAGCAGCACAAGCGCGAGCUGAGGCAACUGACAGAGGAAAAGGAGCAGGGGAGGAGAACAGAGGAGCGCCCGGAGGAGAAGGGAGAGAGAGGGCAGCAUCUCGACAGCAUUAACUGGGCAAGAAGCUCCGGCUCCAGUCCCGGGGCGGCUGGGCCAAUCGGGCUGGAAGACACGCAACACUGGGAGAGAGUGCAGGAGGAAGUUGCCAAGGCCAUAGUUCAGAUGUCCGUGGAGUUUGCACAGCAGAUUGAGCUGGCUCGAAUCAACAAGAGUGCCGGCCAGAGGAGCGCCGCUAUGCAGACCGGGUCAGAUAAAGAGGAGGUGGAGGACAGGGAGCGGAUGACUCCCAGAGCUUCUCUCCCUUCGGGCGCCCGGCUGGAGGAGGUGGAGAAGGAGAGGCUGGAGAGGGAGCUGGAGCAGAGGAACGCCGAGAUCAGAAAGUUGAAAGAGGAGUUGCAGAAAACCGAAUCAAGAGCCGAGCAGGCCUUAAAGAGGAGAGAAGACAGUCAGGAGGAAUUGGAGGAGGAGGAGGAUCGAGGCGGAGAGAAGGCCGGUGGAGGCAAACUGCCAUCAGAGGAUGUUGGAGGUUCCUCCGCUAAGGACGUUGAAAGAGAUGUUUUGCGUAACGCCAACGAGAAACUCAGUCAAGUGCUGGUCGACGUCCUGAAGACAACAGCGGCAGCAGAGGAAACAAUGGGCCUCCACAUGCAAAGUUUGCGUGACGCUUUCAGUGGAGCACAGCAGGCUGCACCGCCCGAAUCCACCACGCCGACAGCAACCCGGCCGAGAGCUACGACCGGGCCCGCCAGAUCUCAUGCUGCAGGUCUCUCUGCAGAAAGCUGUCAGGGCAGUGAGACAGCCGCAGACCAUGUGAGUCUGUGGUCCGGGGACACUGAUGACGGUCAGCAGAUGAUGGAGAGGCUGCUGCUGUGUAACGAGGAAUAUCUGAUGGGAAUCAGCAGGCGGCUCCAAACGGCUUUGGAGAAGAUGUUGAUGGCCAUCACAGACACCACCAACCAGCUCGAACAUGCCCGGCUGACCCAGACCGAGCUCAUGCGGGAGUCCUUCCGCCACAACCAGGAGAUGAGCGAGCUGCUGCAGAAGCAGGAGGAGCUGCAGGAGCGGUUGUCGGAGGAGGCCCGCGCACGCGAGCAGCUGGCUCUGGAACUUCACCACGCCGAGGAUCUAAUCGAUGGCUACACGGGUGAACGAGCCGGAUUGGAGGAGCAGUUGCGUCAGAAGGAAGAGCUCCAGCUGAGCCUCGAGCAAGAGCUGCAGGUGACCGGCAGCCGUCUACACGAGUUGGAGCAGGAGAGGCUUCAAAUGCAAGACGAGCGGGAUCUGCUGUCACGGCAACAAGACGCCAUGAGGGAGCACGCCGGGCCCCGUGAGCUCCGCCUAGUUGAAGCUGCAAUGGUUGCAGCACCUGAAGCAGACCUCCUGGAGGAAACGGAGAAGCUGAUGAAAGAGAAAGUGGAUGUCCAGCGUCAGGCGGAGAAGGAGAAUGCCGACCUCCUGAAGCAGGUGAAGCUGCUGGAGGCGGAGCUGGAGGAGCAGGUCAACAGGGUGAUCGAGCUGGAGAACGCUCAGAGCACGGAGAGCGGAGACCUCCGUCAGCAGGUCCAGGCUCUGGAGAAGCAGCUGGACAAGAACCGGAGGUUCCUCGACGAGCAAGCCGUGGACCGAGAACACGAGAGGGACGUCUUCCAGCAGGAGAUCCAGAAACUGGAAGAACAGCUGAGGAAUCCUCAGAAGCUCCAGGCCGGCUCAGAGCAGAGGAACAAAGAGGUGGACCAGCUGACCUCGCAGCUGAAGGAGAAGGCGGAUUGGUGCAGUGAGCUGCUGCUCAGCUCAGAGCAGCAGCGCCGUGAGGUGGGAGAGCGCGACGAAGAGAUUGACAAGCUGGAGAGCCGCAUCCGCGAGCUGGAGCAGGCCCUGCUGGCCAGCGCUGACUCCCUGGAGAAGAAGCAGCAUGCAUCCACCACAGAGGCCAAACACGCCACACUGGAGGCUCAAUUGCAAACUGAGAGAGAAGCUUUGGAGCGGAAAGAGAAAGAGAUCUGUAACCUGGAAGAGCAGCUGGAGCAGUUCAGAGAGGAGCUGGAGAACAAGGGCGAGGAGGUGCAGCAGCUUCACAUGCAGCUGGAGAUCCAGAGGAAGGAGAUCAGCAGCCAGCAGCAGUAUCUAGAAACAAAGGAUAGCAUGCUUCAGGUGAUGGAGGAGAAGGACAGGGAAAUAGCCCUUCUUAAUGAACAGAUCACUAAGCUCCAACACACGGGAACCUCCUCUGAUAACAAGGAAAUUGAUGAAAGGGAUGAGCUGAUUAAAGACUUCGAGUCCCAGGUGGAGUGCCUGCGCAGUGAACAAGAGCGGUUGAAGAGGAAUAGUGAGGAGGAGCUUGACCAACUGAAUGCAGUCAUCGACAGACUUCAGCAGGAGCUGGCCAAUAUCGAGCAAAAGCCGGCCGCGGAGGAGGACGAGGACGCCAAGGAAGAGAGCGCCGUAGGGGCGCCGAGUAAAGAGGAAUACGAUGAAAUGAAGCAGAGAAUGGACAUGGCCACCGGAGAGAUCAAUACUCUCAAGACGAAGCACACCGCACUGUUGGAGACAUACCUGCGCCUGAAGGAGAGCGCCGAAGCUUUAGCUGAAACGGAGAGCGCCGAGAGCGAACUUGAAGAUGCCCUCAGGGAGAAAACUGCAGGCCUGGUGGUCAUGCAGGCCCAAGUUCAAGCCUUAGAGCAGAGUGCAACGUCCAAAGUGGAGGAGUUGGACCUGCGCAUCCGGCAGCUCGAGGUCGAGGUGGGUGAAAAGGACAGCGAGUUGAGCCGCUGUCUCCUCCUCCUGGAGCAGACACGAAGCCAUGCAGCUGAUCUCCAACAGAGGGUCUCUAAUCUGGAGGAAAAUCUGCGGGAGAACCUGGAUGCAGCGCUCGUCAACCAGGCCCCGCCGGAGGCCUUCCAGCAACAGCAGUCCAAAGAGUCCGAAGGAAACCAGGACCUGCAGAGCCGCGCUGAGCCCGAUGUGCAGUCGGAUAUCUUUGACUUUGGUAUUCCCCAGAUGGAUUUCAGUGGAAUUGGUCAAACGAGACAAGCUCCCAAAGGGAAGGUGGUCCAUCUGACCCAGAGGCUUCGGGAGCUGGAGGUGGGACUCAGCGGGAUUCAGAAAGAUCAGGAGCUCCAGAAGCAGCUGCUCUCCAGCUCGGAGGAGGAGGUGCUGGAGUACGAGAGGAGGCUGUCCGUGCUCAUGGAUCUGCUCGGUCAGAUGAAGGCCGGGCCUCCCCAGAAGACUCCCCCGACUGUGGGGGCGCCUCCUGCUGCUGAGCCGCCGGCUGCUACGUCGGAGCUUCUUCAGGAGUUGCAGGAGGUCAAAGAUGAAGUUUCGGCCACCAAAGAGCAGCUCGACUGCUACAAACAGAGCUGCAGCAAACUACAGGAGGAGCUCCAAGAGAAAACCGCUACAAUGGAGCGACUAAAGGGACAACUUCAAAAGGUAUCAUCUGGUGCCUGUGAGGAGAGCAAAGUUUCUGAGCUUCAACAGGAGUUGAAGGAGGCUCAAAAUGAGGCCGCUUGCACCAAAGAGGAGCUGAACAGCUGCAAGGAGAGCCUGGAGAAGCUACAGGAGCUCCUGCAGGAGCGGGAGAUUACCAUCUCUCGCCUUAAAGGAGAACAUGUUCAAAUACAAGCAGAUGAAAGCAGAACCAACAUGGCCGAGCUUCUCCAGGAGGCGGCUUCCACCAAAGAGGAGCUCAACACCUACAAGCAGCAUAACAAGAAACUUCUGGAAGACCUCCAAUUCCGUGAUGUCUCCAUUUCUAAACUCAAAGAGGAGCUCCAGGAGAUGAGAGGGAAUGUAGAUACCACCAAACAUGAGCUCCAGCUCUUCAGGCAGCACAAUGAGAAACUCCAGAGUGAACUACACGACCGUGAGCUCUCCAUCACUAAGCUCGGAGAGGAGCUCCAGGAGGUACGAGCAGCCUCGACGAAGACUGCGGAUUCUUGUCCUCCGUCUUCCUCUCCCUCUCCCGCUCCCUCUCCCUCUCCUCAGCCGGUCCCGUCUGCUUCCUCCUCCUCCGCCACGCAGCCUAAAAGGAAAGGAGGGAAACAGCCGGCUGGCAAAGGGAUCGGCGCCAAAGAUAAACCGUCUGUCUCCAAGAAGAACUCUGCCCCUUCCCUGCCGUCCUCAAGCAAAUCCCACAGCUCUCGACUAAACAGCAGCUCCACGCAGCAGCACGUGACACACUCGUUCGCGCAGACGGAACCGCUCCAAAUGUCCGACCUGGACCCGGAGAGCGAGAGCGCAAACAGAGACGAGAUCGAGGAGGUGAUCGGAGAGUUCGAGGAGAAGAUUGUACAAAUGCAGGAGCUUCACGCGGCGGAAAUCCUGGACAUGGAGGCUCGGCACAUCUCAGAGAGCGAGAGCCUCCGGAGGGACACACAGGCUCUGGAGGACGAGUGCAAGGCCCUCAAAGCGGUCAUCGACAAGCUGCGCUCCACGCAGCCCCCUUCAUCAAGACAAGACCGUCCUACAUCACUGUUCAAGGAUGGCUACACAAGUGACAGCAGCUCAGACUACAGCCAGCGGACCGGGUUUGACUUCCCCAGCUUGCAGCAGGAGUUCCGGUCGACUCCAGAGGGCGCCAGGAGAGAGACGGACGAUCCGCUGCCCGACUGCAUCAAGACCUUGCUGCGGGAGGUGCACCAGGAGGGCAUGCAGGUGCUCUCUCUGUCCGAGCUCCCGCUCGCUGAGGGCGAGUCGGGCAGCCAGUUCGACGCCCCGGGCUGGCUGAAGGAAAGAGACGCCCUGCUGGCCACUGUGGAGUCUCUCAAAGGCCUCAUCACCCAAAUGCAGACACACAGAGAAACACAGACGUCUGGCGGCGUGGACUGGCGUGCGGAGCUGCUGGAUGCAGUGCGGCAGGUGUUCACGAGGGAGCGGAGCGUGCUGAAGAGCGCCCUCUACAGCCAGUUGGACCUGCUGGACAUCAGCGACGCCAUCGUCCACCUCAACCAGCUGGAGCGCCGACUGGCUGAACAGGACACCCAGCACAGGGAGGCGAUCGGGUCGCUCCACACUGCGGACCGCUCCAGUCUCAUCUCUGAGAUUCAUCAGCUCCGAGGUCAACUGGAGCGACUUCAUCAAGCUGCUCUCCCUGUUGCGUCAGCGAGUCGUGAACGUAGCGUGAAGAAGCAGGGAGGAGGAGCUGAUGGAGCAGCGGAGGCCGACAUGCUGCUAGUGGAGGGGCUGAAGAGUGAACUGUCCCAGACUCGACUGGAGCUGGAGACGACGCUCACGGCUCAGCACAAACACCUCAAAGAGCUUGACACACUCAGGGCAGAAGCAUCUCAGAAGGCUGCUGAGGUGGACGCACUGAACGACCGGCUGACUGAAGAGAGGAAGAAGAGCAGAGAUCUUCAGUGGGCAAUGGAGAAGGAGAGAUGUCGAACUGGGAACGACGAAGAGAGUAAACGAGAAGAACUGGAGGACCUUAACUUCAGCCUGGAGGAGCAGAAGAGCCACGUGGCCCAGCUGACCCUAACCCUGGAACAGGAGCGCCAGGUCUCGUCUCGGCUCUCCCGGCAGGCCGAGCAGGAGCGCCUCAGCCUCCACAGUCGCCUCAAGGAGUUCCAGGUCCAGCUGGAGACGGAGCGCGCCAAGGCCCUGGAGAUGGGCAGCGCGCUGGGGAGGGAGCGGGAGCUGCGGACGGGCGCGUCCUCAGACGGCGGCCCGUCCAGUGAGCAGCGGGUUGAUGAGGACAGGAGGGAGCUAGACAAGGAAGAGAGUCUGCUGGCAAGACUACAGAGGCAGCUGGAUGACAAACAUGCACAGGUGGUGCACCUUCUCGGUCAAGUGGAGGCUCAGAAGCUCGAGGUGGUCAGGAAAGAGGAGGAGCUGACUCUGGGGAGUCAGAGGUCGACACAGGACCAGGAGGCGCUGCUGGAGGCUCGGGCCAAGCUGGAGAGGCUGGUGGCACAAAUGUCUGAGGUCCAGGAGCAGCUGGAGAGAGAGACAGGGAGGAGGAAGCGUCUAGAAGGAGAGAAGGAGAGACUGGAGGAGAGGUUGAACCAGUUGGCGGAGCAGAAAGAAGGAGGGGAGCAGGCCGCCGUGCACAGCGAGCCCACCAGCCGCACCGAAGACUGGGUGUUUCAGCAGAAGAGUGGAAAUGUCCAGUCAGCAAGCUCCACCACCUCACCUCAGCUGGAGGCCUCUCCAACAGGUCGCACCAGCGGCCCCCAGCACGGCCCGCAGCACGGCCCUCAGCACGGCCCUUGGCGCACGGUCGACAAGAUCCUGGAUAAACUCCACCUCGUUUCCGCCAAGAUCUGCGGCAUGGCCAACGAGAACACGGGGAGGCUGACUGCAGAGGUCGACAGUGAAGAGUUAUCGUGGUUGCAGUCCAAAGUGAACGAGGUCAUCACCAUGCUGCAGCAAUCCCCAGUUCUACCCUCCGUCCCCGAGCAGAGUGUUUCCCUGCUGCCGGGCGGCUCCUCCACCAGCUCCUCCAACACCCUGACGGAGCGGCUGCUGAGGCAGAACGCCGAGCUGACCGGAUUCGUCAGCCGUCUCACCGAAGAGAAGAACGACCUGAGGAACCACACGCUGCGCUUGGAGGAGGAGCUCCGGCGCUACCGGCACGCUGGACCCGGCUCAGCCGACCGCUUCAGCACCAGGAGAGGAGUGUCGAAGGCGGACUCGUCGGGUUUGGUACUUUCCGAGGAGCGGGAGGCUUGGACGAGAGAGAAGGUCCGUCUGGAGAAAGCUCUUCUUCUGGCCCAGGCACAGGUGGCCCGGCUCCGAGGGGAGAUCAGGGCCGACAACCUGCGGGAGAUGACGGGACCCGAGGCCGACAACGCUGCACUGAAGAGGAUGUACGGGAAGUACCUUCGGGCGGAAAGCUUCCGCAAAGCUCUGAUCUACCAGAAGAAGUAUUUGCUGUUGCUGCUGGGCGGCUUCCAGGAGUGCGAGGAAGCCACGCUGUCGCUCCUCACCAGGAUGGCAGGCCGGCCCGCGCUCCCCGUCGGGGAGGAGUCCCCCAUCCAGCGCCGCCGGGGGCUGACGCGCUUCCGCUCUGCCGUCCGGGUCUCCAUCGCCAUCUCCAGAAUGCGUUUCCUGGUGAAGCGGUGGCACAAAGCGACGGGGAUGAGCUCCUCAACCUCCUGUGGCGUUAACAAGAACGGAGCAGGAGAGAUUUCAGAGGUGAGAGGCUCGCCGUAUCUUCACCCGGGCAGCGUGGACACGUACAGAGAACGUGGAAGUGGAGGAGGAGUCUCGACCGGCAGGGGGAGAAGUGGACGUGAAUCCCCCAGAUCGGCCGUCUCCUCCACACAACACAGGUUUCACACGGCCGGAGACCACGGAGCUCUCACCUGUUCCCACCUGCAGAGCUACGACCCCGACCGCGCGCUCACCGACUACAUCUCCAGGCUGGAGGCGCUGCAGAGGAGGCUGGGCGGGGUGACGUCAGGUAGACCUUUCUGCAGUUAGUGAACCUUCAUAAGUGACGGUUAUACACUAAAGGUGCUUCUUCGUAUGCUCAAUUGCACUUUGGCUUGAGGAGAUAGACGCCGUCAUGUUACUUUGGCUUGAAGAAACUCAGUUGCCUUUUCUCGUGCUGAGCGCUCUGCUGUUUUCUAUCAUUCUGGUGUGGACUGUAUCUCUCCAUGUGGACCAAAACACAUUUUUAUAUUAGUGUACGACAUGUUGUAUUCAGGCUUUUUGUCGCCAGCACUUGAAAAACAGCAAUGUAUGUAAAGGAAUCUGCCUCGUUGUUGUGGAUGAACUGCAAUCUAUGUUGUCUAAUGCUAAUUUAAGACCUGGUGAUUAAUUUAUAUGUUUGUGUGUGUGGGUGGAGCGUUAUGUAAAGAAUGUUUGGGUUUAUUGUUAAGGAGGCUGCUGCUGGAUAUUCUACACUACACUGUGUUUGGUUUAGGCCUGACGGACUACGGAGAACAUUUGUAGAGAACGUAUUUUUAUAAAGCGUAGGAGCUUUAAACUUUUGGGGUAUUUUGUCAAAAACUGAAAUAAAGAGGACUACAUUAUGAAA